This is a messenger RNA of Arachis ipaensis, 453 nucleotides long. NCBI's taxonomy places the organism in Eukaryota, Viridiplantae, Streptophyta, Magnoliopsida, Fabales, Fabaceae. The record is from RefSeq and is a predicted model, not a curated record.
AUGGCAGGGCUAAUAAAGAAGUAUGGCAUCAUCCAUAAAGUGGCCACGACAUACCACCCCCAAACAAAUGGCCAAGCCGAGGUCUCCAAUCGGGAAAUCAAGAGCAUAUUGGAAAAGGUUCUGAAGCCUCAUUGGAAAGAUUGGAGUUCAAAUCUCGGUGAUGCGCUUCAGGCCUACCGAACGGCUUACAAGCCACCGAUUGGUAUGAGCCCAUUCUGGUUGGUCUAUGGGAAGGCUUUCCAUCUCCCGGUGGAGAUAGAGCAUAAGGCGUCCUGGGCUGUAAAAGAAUGCAACACAGGAUUUGGGGUUGGAUUCAAAAGGAAGUUACAAUUGGUGAAGCUUGAGAACCUUCGAUUGGAAGCCUAUGAGAAUUCAAGGCUUUACAAGGAGAAGAUGAAAGUGGCUAAGGUUGAUGCCCGGAAAGCUAAGAUCAAGGUGGGAAGGCCCUUAUAG